This is a messenger RNA of Candoia aspera, 1310 nucleotides long. RefSeq names its product zinc finger protein with KRAB and SCAN domains 7-like. Bases 195 to 1310 code for a protein of 371 amino acids. The record is from RefSeq and is a predicted model, not a curated record. The transcript has 5 exons. NCBI's taxonomy places the organism in Eukaryota, Metazoa, Chordata, Lepidosauria, Squamata, Candoiidae.
CCAAAGAGUGGUUUUCCUUUGAGGUGGAAAGAGCCCUUGGUAUAGCAAAUAGGACCUGCUUUUUAAAAAAUCCUUUUUCCUAAGGUCAGUGGGGUCUCUUUAACAUGUUGCAUCAUGUUAAAAUGUCGUGACCAAAGUGAUCUGCUUUGAAUAUGCUUUGCCUCUAGAUUUCAGAGAGCAGACGGGAGAUAGCAAUGGAGAAAAAAGUCUUAAAUCCAGAGCUGGAAGAAGGACCAGAAGGAGCUGGAAAACUCCCCUGUGCGAUCCAGCCUCAGUAUCUGCCUGAGCAAGCAGGAUGGGGAGCAUUUGAGAGGAACGGGAGGGGCCCAUUCAUUGGAAUGGAGGAGCGCUGGGAAACGCAGUGGCAGCACUUCCUCCAGACACUGCAACCCAUCCACCCAGGAGAGGGGAAGCCCAAGAUGGCGGAGGCUUCUCCCUGGGAAGACCCCAAGGCCUUCCUGGCCUCCUUUGAGCAGGUGGCCACAGCCUGCCGCUGGCCCAGAGAACAGUGGGUGGCCUGUCUCCUGCCGGCCCUGAGCGGAGAAGCAGAGGAGGCCUUUCGAAAGCUGGAAAUCGGAGAACGGGAUGACUACGGGAAGGUGAAGGCCGCCAUCUUGCGAGGGGAAGCUGUGAAAAUGGAGGCGCAGCAUCAACGCUUCAGGCAGUUCUGCUGCCAGGAGGUGGGAGACCCACAGAGGGUUCAAAGCCAACUCCAGGAGCUUUGCCGCCAAUGGCUGAAGCCACAGAGACGCUCCAAGGAGCAGAUCCUGGAGCUCUUGAUCCUGGAGCAGUUCCUGGCCAGCCUGCCUCCAAAGCUGCGGAGCUGGGUUCAAGUUAGAGGACCUGAGACAUGCUCCCAGGCGGUGGCCCUGGUGGAGGACUUCCUGAGGAGCCAGCAAGAGGCCAAAUCAGGGUCAUAUCAGGGCCCAAUGAAUGAAGACCAUGUCGAUUUCUUAUAUUCAGAGAAAGAGACCUUGGAGGCUGUGAAGAGGGAAAACGUUGAAGUGGAUAUCAGCAUGCUGGGACAUGCAAUCAAAUCCUCAAGGCACCCCAGCCCACUACUUCCUUCCGAAAGAUUUGGGACGGUCCAAACUGCUCUGAGAGAGGAAUUCACGGAUCUCAAGGAAACGGAUGUGAGUUUGCAGGCAGCCAAGUGGAAGCUGACACAGCCCACUCAGCAGACUGUCACCUGGCACGUCCUGCAGGAAGAACGUGAAAACGGUGGUGGUUUAGGUAAGGAGGAAAAUGCACUAGUUCAGCUAACCCAGCAAAGGAUCCAGUUUUCCUUUGGGAGGCGAAUAGGAACUUGA